This is a messenger RNA of Camellia sinensis, 1699 nucleotides long. NCBI's taxonomy places the organism in Eukaryota, Viridiplantae, Streptophyta, Magnoliopsida, Ericales, Theaceae. The record is from RefSeq and is a predicted model, not a curated record.
ACUGUUCCAUCAACAGCAAACCCUACAAUCACAUUGACACCAAAUUUAAACCAUUCAUCCAAUGUGUUGUCAUCGCCACCACCACAACCAGUGCCGCCACCACCACAACCAGUGCCACCACCACCACCGCCAACAACAACAACAAACCUUACGAAUCUUUCUUACAGCACGCCAAUUCCAUCUUCGGGUCCGAAUAUGUCUAUGAAUAUCGCAUCAAUUUCAACCUCAUCUUCGACUUCAUCCGACGAAGAACCCGAGAGGCGUUGCAAGAGGAAGAGAAAAUGGGCAGACUUUUUCCAGAGGUUAAUGAGUGAAGUGAUUGAGAAGCAAGAAGAGAUGCAGAAGAAGUUUCUAGAGACGUUAGAGAAACGCGAAAGAGACCGCCUGGCGAGAGAAGAGGCUUGGAGAGUUCAAGAAAUGGCAAGAUUGAAUAGAGAGCAUGAUCUUUUAAUCCAAGAAAGAUCCAUGGCUGCGUCAAAAGACGCUGCGGUGAUCGCUUACUUGCAGAAGAUAUCGGGACAAGAAGUAGUCCCAAAAGUAGCCGCCCAACUACAAACGCAUCUGCAAACGAGACCGCACGAUAAUCCAAUAAUGCCACCACCAGCAGCACCACCACAACCACAACCGCAACAACAACAACAACAACAAGAAGUACAACAGCAGCAACUGUCACCAAUCCAAUCUCAACUAUCACUGCAAACACUAUUUAAAACUCCGGAAAAUCCCAAGACUGAUAAUGGCGGGGGAAAUUUCACCCCGGUUGCGAGCUCUUCCAGGUGGCCGAAAGCGGAGGUUCAGGCGUUGAUUCAGCUUCGGACCAAUAUGGAUCUGAAAUACCAAGAAAACGGACCCAAAGGGCCGCUGUGGGAGGAGAUGUCGGCUGCGAUGAGAAAGCUCGGGUACAAUCGGAAUGCGAAGAGGUGUAAAGAGAAGUGGGAGAACAUAAACAAGUACUUCAAGAAGGUAAAAGAGAGCAACAAGAAGAGACCCGAGGAUUCGAAGACGUGCCCGUAUUUUCACCAGCUCGAUGCUCUAUACAGAGAGAAAGCCAUUGCUGUGAAGCCUGAGAAUCCGAUGAUGGUCCCGAUAAUGGUUCAACCGGAGCAACAAUGGCCCCUUCUAGAAGAUCAUCGGAGAGACCAGUCGGCAAUGGAGGAUCACAACGAUGAUAAUGGACACAACGAAGACGAGGAUGAUGACGAGGAAGAUGAAGACGAUGAAGCUGGUGGGUAUGAGAUUGUAGCUAACAAACCACCUUCAGUGGGCACAGAUGAGUGAGCUGAAAUGUAGGGGUUUGUGAAAGGAAAUGAAUGAGCUUUUUCGGAAGGUGUGGGUGAGAGAAUUGCAGCCGGAGGGGGUGUGUGGGUCAGAUUCCGGCAGGCUGGUGGUAGGGGGUGGUGAAAAAUUUCAGAUGAGAUGGAUACAUGAAACACAUGGGGCUGUAAGGCUAUACUGCUAUUGUUUAAUGUUUAAUUUUUAAAAAUUUAUUUAUUAUUUUCUAAAUAACUAAAUUGAGAGAGAGAGAGAGAGAGAGAGAGAGAGAGGUUCCAAAAAGAACAAAUAAAGAGAUAGUGGUUUAUUUUUCUUUUUGUUCAUCAUGGGGUGUAAAUUUGAGAAAUGGUCACUAGUGUUUGUUUCUUGAGGAGUAUAUUAUAGUUUUCAUCUUUCAAUUAUUAAGAAUCUUUCGGAAAGUGAGUUA